AGGCGUUGAGAAAGGGUAUAAUAUUCCAACUCUAUUAACAUCCUCACUGAAGGCAAUAUUUAGUCUCAGCUUAGUUUGGGAUCCAACUCGGGUUGAAAACCUCCAACCCUAUAGUGCCUACCAGCAAGCAACCACGUUCUGUGGUGAGUUUAUAAUGGUAGCAUCUCAUAGAAAAUGCACCUUCCUAUGCCGUCUAUAAAUCCAUUUCUUAUUCUGAGUUCUGUAUUUCCAUAACUCCUAAUACCAUUUUCUUUUCAUCAUUAAAGCUAUUGUUGAGGCAUAUUAUUAUGGAGUCUUCUAAGCCACAGUAUCACGCAGUUAUAUUCCCUUUUAUGUCCAAAGGCCACACCAUCCCACUCCUCCACCUAGCCCACCUCCUCCUCCGUCGUGGGACUGCCGUCACUGUCUUUACAACUCCGGCCAAUCAUCCUUUCACUGCUAAAUUUCUUUCCAAUACCACUGCCUCUAUUAUUGAUCUUCUUCCUGAAAAUGUACCUGAAAUCCCUUCAGGCAUCGAAAGUACGGACAAACUACCCUCCAUAUCACUAUAUCCUCAGUUUGCUCUUGCCACCGAACGUAUGCAACCGGACUUUGAAAGGGAGCUAGAAAGUUUCCCAGUUGUCAACUUCAUGGUGUUUGAUGGCUUCCUGUGGUGGGCUGCAGAGUCUGCUGUGAAGUUUGGUAUUCCAAGACUGUUAUUUUAUGGUAUGUCCAAUUACGCCUCUGGCCUGUCAAAAGUUGUAGCAGAGAGUAGGGCCUUGUUUGGGCCUGAGUUAGAUGACGAGUUAAUCAAUGUGAGUGAGUUUCCAUGGAUUAAGGUUACUAGAAAUGAUUUUGAACCGGUGUUCAGAGACCCCGAAUUAAAAGGUCCUCACUUUGAGUUCCUGGUAAAAUCAUUGACAGGAGCAUCAGUAAGUAAUGGUUAUCUAUCAAAUAGCUUCUACGAACUUGAACCUGUUUUCGUCGAUUACUGUAACCGCAGUACGCGAAAGACCUGGUGUGUGGGGCCCUUGUGCCUAGCCAAUACACCACAGGUUGAAACUGUUCCACAAAAGUAUACCAUUUGGAUUCUGUGGUUAGAUGAAAAGCAAAAGCAAGGAAGCUCGGUCCUAUACGUGGCGUUUGGAUCUCAGGCGGAGAUCUCAGCAGAACAGCUCAAGGAGAUAAGAACUGGUUUGGAAGAAUCUAGGGUAAACUUCCUGUGGGUUAUAAGGAAAGAAUCAGAGUUGGGAGAUGGGUUUGAAGAGAGGGUGAAGGAAAGAGGAAUGAUAGUGAGGGAUUGGGUGGAUCAAAUGGAGAUAUUAAUGCACCCAAGUAUACAAGGGUUCUUGAGCCACUGUGGAUGGAACUCAGUACUAGAGAGCAUAUGUGCAGGGGUGCCAAUUCUUGCAUGGCCCAUGAUGGCAGAGCAGCACUUAAAUGCAAGAAUGGUGGUGGAGGAGAUAAAAAUAGGGUUGAGAGUAGAAACCUGUAAUGGAUCAGUGAGAGGGUUUGUGAAAUGGGAAGGUUUAGAAAAGAUGGUGAAGGAGUUGAUGGAAGGAGAGAUGGGGAAGAAGGUAAGAAAAAAGGUGAACGAGUUUGCAGAGAUGGCCAAGAAAGCUAUGGAGGAAGGUACUGGCUCAUCCUGGCGCACGUUAGACAUUCCUCUUCAGGAGUUUUGCCGUAGCAAAGAUGACGUGAAUGAGAAUGAAUAGUGUCUUUUUUUUUUCAUCUUACCCUGAAAAUUAUAAUAAUAUAAGGGUUUAUUUUAUACGUUAGAAUUAAAAAUAAGAUAGAUUAUAGAGUGCA
Molecule: messenger RNA, 1788 nt
Organism: Hevea brasiliensis (rubber tree)
Lineage: Eukaryota; Viridiplantae; Streptophyta; Magnoliopsida; Malpighiales; Euphorbiaceae
Product: UDP-glycosyltransferase 90A1
Molecular function (GO): UDP-glycosyltransferase activity
Source: RefSeq, a predicted model, not a curated record